Closterium sp. NIES-65 is the source of this 453-nucleotide messenger RNA. The record is from the annotation of a GenBank genome assembly. NCBI's taxonomy places the organism in Eukaryota, Viridiplantae, Streptophyta, Zygnematophyceae, Desmidiales, Closteriaceae.
AUGUUACAUAGGCGGAUGCGCCACUCUUCCCUCACCUCCUCUGCUCCACCUCUUCCCUCACCUCCUCUGCUCCACCUCUUCCCUCACCUCCUCUGCUCCACCUCUUCCCUCACCUCCUCUGCUCUGCUCUACUCUCACCUCCUCUGGUGCCCUUCCCUCCUCCAGAUGGGCAGCAAGCCACAGGGAACAAUCAUGGGCAGCAAGCCACGCGGAGCGAUCGUAUCGGCGCACGUGCUAAGCCCUUUCCCCCUCUCCUCUCUCCCCUUCUCCCAGAUGGGCAGCAAGCCACGGGGAGCGAUCAUGGGCAGCAAGCCACGGGGAGCGAUUGUAUCCGCGCACGUGCUGGCACGGCUCAGGUCGUGGCGAGGCAGACACAAGCAGAGCGAGUCGCGGUGGGGACAGGCACUUGUGAAAGUUAAAGCCCAGGCACCAGGUGAAGGGGACGCAGAGUAG